AUGUGCAAGCGAGGCUGCGCAUGCGCCCCCGGGUUUGUUCGUGACCUGAAGCGAGGAGGGCAGUGCGUGGAGAAGUUCGCCUGUCAGCCGCCCACUGCUGAAAUCGUCGAAAUCGAAACCGCUUUCGCCGACCCCGAGCCAAAGUGCGCCGCCAAUGAGGUCUUCCUCACCUGUGGCACCGCCUGCCCGGCCACCUGUCCCUUCCGUGACACCAAGACUGGCCUCCUCAAUGACGGCGUCCCCAAGGCCUGCGUUCACAUGUGCAAGAUCGGCUGCGCAUGCGCCCACGGCUUUGUCCGCGAUCUGAAGCGCAACAACCAGUGCGUCGAGAAAAGCCUCUGCUCGUCGCCCUAG
Messenger RNA from Rhagoletis zephyria (snowberry fruit fly), 354 nucleotides. The record is from RefSeq and is a predicted model, not a curated record. NCBI's taxonomy places the organism in Eukaryota, Metazoa, Arthropoda, Insecta, Diptera, Tephritidae.